UUUUUCGAAUUGCAUUUUCAUUAGGAGCUUUGUUUGUAUUGAGUUGGGAACCCGAACCGCAAGCUCGAGAGAAGCUCUGAAAAUGUCUGUUACUUUGCACACGAAUCUCGGAGACAUCAAGUGCGAGAUUUCUUGCGAUGAAGUCCCGAAGUCUGCCGAGAACUUUUUGGCACUGUGUGCAAGUGGUUACUAUGAUGGAACCAUAUUCCACCGCAACAUCAAAGGCUUUAUGAUACAAGGUGGAGAUCCAACAGGCACGGGAAAAGGGGGAGCCAGCAUAUGGGGUAAAAAGUUUAAUGACGAGAUAAGGGAGUCACUCAAGCACAACGCAAGAGGGAUAUUAUCAAUGGCUAAUAGUGGAGCAAAUACGAAUGGAAGCCAGUUUUUUAUAACAUAUGCAAAGCAGCCACAUUUAAAUGGAUUAUAUACUGUGUUCGGCAGAGUGAUUCAUGGGUUUGAAGUACUUGACAUCAUGGAAAAGACUCAAACUGGACCGGGAGAUCGUCCUCUCGCAGAGAUCAGGCUCAAUCGGGUGACGAUACAUGCUAAUCCUCUUGCAGGCUAACCAUGAAUUAGCAGUAGAGCUGUUGAAACGUUAGUGUUAAAAGCUGCUGCUAUGAUCAGCUGGAAGCUGUGUAUCGAAAUAACAUGACAGGUUCGAAAUAGAGAAUUGGAAGUAAACAUUUAUUUAAACUUGGGAGCUUUCUCAUUAAUUUGCUUUUGGAUUGUUGACUUUCGUGUACACUGGUUUUAUGCAUAUCUUGAACCGUAUUUAGUCCA
This is a messenger RNA of Cucurbita maxima (winter squash), 780 nucleotides long. RefSeq names its product peptidyl-prolyl cis-trans isomerase CYP18-1. The transcript has 5 exons. The record is from RefSeq and is a predicted model, not a curated record. Gene Ontology annotation, molecular function: peptidyl-prolyl cis-trans isomerase activity. Bases 83 to 565 code for a protein of 160 amino acids. NCBI's taxonomy places the organism in Eukaryota, Viridiplantae, Streptophyta, Magnoliopsida, Cucurbitales, Cucurbitaceae. Gene Ontology annotation, cellular component: catalytic step 2 spliceosome. Gene Ontology annotation, biological process: protein folding; protein peptidyl-prolyl isomerization.